AUGUUUUCUAGAAUUUUUAAGUAAAAUUACAUGACUAAGUUGGCCUUAUUCUCAACAGCCUCCUUCAUAUAUUGGGGAAGCAGAAAGAAUCAAAGUGAGGAGAUCUUUUAGAUGUUAAACAAAUAGACUUAGAAUUCUAUCAUUAAAUUCUUUAUCAAUGGAAGAAUUAUUGGAUAAGGAGCAGUUCUAAAAAAUGGGUUUGUAGUUACUAGUUCUGAAGUAUUCGAAAAUUAAUAACCAUAAAUCUCAGCAUAAAUCAAUGGCUAGCUUUAUAAUUAUGAAGUAUUAAAAGUGGAAGAAGGAAUUGCCAUUUUAAAAAUAUAAUAAUAGAAAUCUUAGUUUAAUCUCUCGAAAUAUGAAAUAGGAUAGAAUGCGUAUGUUUUAGGAACAGAUGAAUAAGGGUUAAAGGAGUUUCAUUAGUGUCCAAUUACUGAUAGCAAUUUCACAUUAGAUAUUAAAUUAGUAGGUGAGGAAGCUUUGAAUUAAACAUUUCCUUUUAUUUUGAUGAAUGGAUGCAAUUCCAGUCCAGGAAGUAAGAGAUGAAUUUGAUUAAUGUGUAGGUCCUGUUUUAAAUAAGAAUGGAGAAUUGUUGGGUAUUAUAAGUGGAAAAUUUAGAAACAAAACUUAAGUGGUGCCAUCAUCCUUCUUUUAAGGAUUAGAAAAUAGUAAAAGUGUCAAUAAACCUUAUUUGGGAUUGACUUUGAAGACUUCUGAUCAAGGAGGGGCUUUUAUCAUAAAAAUAAAUUCUGAUAGUCCCGCAGAGAAGGCGGGCUUGAAAUUAGGAGAGAUAAUAAAAUCUAUUGAUGGAGUGACUAUUUAGCAUGGGAAGGAUGUGACAAAAUUAUUGGGAGUAACUGAAAAUGCAGAUAGUCAUGUAAUGGUGGUUUUGAGAAAUGGAAAGGAGAGAACCGUGUAUGUUAAUCUGAAAUGA
This is a messenger RNA of Paramecium octaurelia, 931 nucleotides long. The record is from the annotation of a GenBank genome assembly. Lineage: Eukaryota; Ciliophora; Oligohymenophorea; Peniculida; Parameciidae.